Molecule: messenger RNA, 1008 nt
Organism: Spodoptera littoralis (African cotton leafworm)
Lineage: Eukaryota; Metazoa; Arthropoda; Insecta; Lepidoptera; Noctuidae
Source: the annotation of a GenBank genome assembly
AUGAAUGUUACUAGACAUACUCGCAAGGCUGUACUCGAAGAACUCGCCGUAUCGACCGAGCGGACGGAGGACACCGUAUCCAGCAGUGGCAAUCUCACCAACAACGCAGUGCGACAUAAAAUAGUAGUACUAGGAGCUGCGAAAGUCGGCAAGUCCUCACUCAUAUCACAGUUUCUAUACAACACGUUCUCUCCAAAGUACAAGCGAACCAUAGAGGAAAUGCAUCACGGGGACUUUAACGUGUCCGGCGUGAGACUAACGCUCGACAUACUAGACACGUCAGGGGCUUAUGAGUUCCCUGCAAUGAGGACAUUGUCUAUGCAGUCAGCUGACGCGUUCAUUCUCGUCUACGAUAUCACAGACGCCAACAGCUUCACAGAAGUGAGGACUUUGAGAGAUCAAAUUCAUGAAACUAAAGACAGCACGGCCGUCCCCAUUGUCGUAGUCGGCAAUAAAGUGGACCUGGCGGAAACUGGCGCGAGACAGGUAGAAUUUCACACAACAGAAUCGGUGGUAACUGUGGACUGGGAGAAUGGAUUCGUUGAAGCUUCGGCGAAGGAUAACGUGAAUGUGUCGCAGAUCUUCAAGGAAUUACUGGUGCAAGCCAAAGUGAAGUACAACCUGUCUCCUGCGCUGCGUCGGCGGCGGCGGCAGUCGCUGCCCACUGGACCCCAGGGACCCCCAGGGUCAAGCCCCACCCCACCUGCGCAUGCGCCCCACGUGCCGUCACCCGCUCAGCUCGCACACCUGCAACAAAUCCGCGAGCGACACAACAGUAAACAUCGUUGGGAGGAUUGGGGCGCGGUGGCGGACGUCGGCUUCAGGUGGUUUGUGCCGUGCAGUGCAGGCGCCGCACACGUGUCGGACGAGUGCGUGCGACGGGCGGCGGCGUGUCGACGGCACGCAGCAGACGCCUCGCGACACUUGUUGCGCAGCGCGCGAUCGAUAGCCUCCCACCACCCACCUCGCCCACCUGCCGCCUGCCCAUACCUCCCUUACCCAACAUAG